AAGAGUGAGAGCAAGCAAGAGAAAAGCUAAAAACAAAAUGCUGAACAUAAAUUGCUGCCUUACUCUCAUUCUAGUGUUUUCUUUUAUAUGGGUACUGAAGAAGGUUAUCAAAGGGCAUGCCAAGUUGCCACCUGGCCCCCGCGGCUUGCCUUUGGUCGGCUACCUUCCGUUUCUUGGCCAAAACCUCCACCAUCUGUUCAUGAAAUUGGCCGGAGUUUAUGGUCCAAUCUACAAGUUAUCACUUGGAAAUAGACUCUGUGUCAUAAUAAACUCCCCAUCCUUGGCAAAGGAAGUUGUGCGCGAACAUGACACCACGUUUGCGAAUCGCAACCCGAACAGAGCGGCGCUGGCUUUCUCCUAUGGUGGAAACGAUAUUGCAUUUUCACCGUAUGGUCCCAAAUGGCAAUUUCUGCGUAAGAUUUUUGUGCGAGAGAUGCUCAGUAAUGCAAAUCUUGAUGCCUAUUAUGUGCUACGAAGAAAUGUCAUGCAUAAAACGUUGGGGGAACUGUACAGAAAGAGUUGUGAGGGUAUGGCUAUUAACGUCGGAGAAUUGGCAUUUGUAACAGUGAUCGACAUGAUAUCGAGCAUGUUUUGGGGCGGUACUCUGGAGGAAGAGAAAGGGACUAGUCUUGCAGUGGAAUUUCGCACUGUGGCAUCGCAGCUGGUUGAUAUAAUGGGAAAACCGAAUAUCUCAGAUUUUUUCCCUGUGAUUGCCAAACUUGACUUGCAAGGAAUUGAAAGGAAAGUAAAGAAAGUCCGCCAAAAAAUGGAUAACAUAUACGAUUUGGUUAUAGAGAAAGCAAGGGAGGGACCAAAACAAUCUGCAAGGAAGGAUUUUUUGCAGUUCCUCUUGAAGUAUAGGGAUGAAGACACUGGAAAAUCCAUUUCUGUAGCAGAAAUCAAGGCCAUGUUUAUGGACAUUGUGGUAGGCGGAACAGAUACAACAUCAACAAUGGUCGAAUGGACCAUGGCAGAGCUGAUGCUACAUCCUGAAGUAAUGCAAAAGGCACAAGAAGAAUUAGGUGAAGUGGUGGGAUUUAACAGCGUUGUCGAAGAGUCUCAUGUCCAAAGAUUGCCAUAUCUACACGCAAUCGCCAAGGAGGCCCUAAGACUUCAUCCAGCAGCGCCACUGUUGCUACCUCGCUGCCCCACCCGUUCUUGCACUAUCGGCGGUUACACCGUACCCAAAGGCACCAAAGUUUUCUUGAAUGUCUGGGCGAUGCACAGAGACCCUCAGUAUUGGGACAAUCCGUCAGAAUUCCGACCGGAAAGGUUCAUAUUGAAUGAUGCAAUUGGUAAGAAGCUGGAUUUCACCGGGAACAACUUUGAGUACCUUCCGUUUGGGUCAGGUCGUAGGAUCUGUGCAGGGAUUGUUUUAGGCGAGCGGAUGCUCAUGUAUGUUUUGGCUUCGUUACUGCAUUCAUUCGAGUGGAAACUAGUUGAAGGGAGUGAACCCGAUACCACGGAAAAGUUGGGCGUAGUUUUGGAGAAAGCAAGACCCCUAUUUGCUGUUCCACAUCAUAGGUUAGCAAAAGGGGAAGAUGGGCUAUGGAGCAAAGUGAUGUCUAGUAAGUAUGGGGAGAAUGGAGGGCAUUGGUUGGAUUGGGUAAGGGAUAGGAGUGGAGGAGGUUCAAUAUGGUGGAGAGACAUCCAAAAUUUAAAUACUGGAGAUGGGGUGAAUGCAGGAUGGCUUUCGGAGGGUUUUAGGAUUAAGGUCGGUGAGGGGAAAAGAGUGAGCUUCUGGUGGGAUGAGUGGUGUGGGGAGAGCUGCUUGGCUAAUAAAUUUCCUAGAUUGUACAUCUUGUCUACAAGUAAAGACAAAGAAUGCUUUCAAAUGGGAAGGGCUCUCAAUGGGACAUGGAGAUGGAACUUGACAUGGAGAAGAACCCUGCAUCAGUGGGAAGACGAGACUGCAAAAGAACUUCAAAACAUGAUCGAGAAAGUGAGAAUAUCCCCAGGGAGCGCAGACAAUUGGGAGUGGAUACACAGCCCUGACGGAGAGUACUCAACAGCAACAGCCUACGCAUUAUUAACAAAUCAGAGGAGGGAAGAGGAGGAAGCAGAAAUGUAUAAAAGAAUAUGGAAUCCUAGCAUUCCAUCUAAAGUAGCGGGUUUCAACUAGAAGGUAUUACUUGAUAGAAUCCCAACCAAGCUAAAUUUGUUGAAACGUGGGGUCAUCAAGGAGGAGGAGGAAAGAAAAUGUGUUCUGUGUGAAGAGGAAGAGGAAGAUUCCAGCCACCUAUGAAAUGCAAAAUAGUCAAAUGGCUAUGGAGAGCUUGCGCAAACUGGUGGGGCAUCAAGGUAGAACUACAAAAUGAAUGUAGGAAGACGUU
Molecule: messenger RNA, 2333 nt
Organism: Rubroshorea leprosula
Lineage: Eukaryota; Viridiplantae; Streptophyta; Magnoliopsida; Malvales; Dipterocarpaceae
Source: the annotation of a GenBank genome assembly